AUGACCACUGUCUCAUCUCAUCUUUCGCGGAAACGAACAGAGGAUACCUUCUUGCAGUUCCUCACCAAUUCUUCAUCCAUUAUCAUUGUGUUUUUGAAUGAACUCGCUGCUGCAUUUGCCGCUGGAUCUCCCGCCGCUGAAGCCCAGGAAAUUGUUGAUCAAUACCUCAAGAAUGCCCCGGACAGCAGCCUCGCGAACGUUUUGUCAGAGGAACAGCAACGCAAAAAGCUCAAUAUGAUCGCAGAUGAUAUCUUGUCCAGCUUCCUCGAUGCAAAAGCCUAUGGCUGUUCCCCUGUGAGGGAUUUCCUCCGCGAGAUCUUCUCGGGAGUCAUCUUGGAGUCGACUGUGAUGAGCCUUUCGCGCCCCGAAUUCAUCAAUGAGUGGAUCAUCUAUCUCCUACAGGAUGGCGAAUCUGAAAUCAUGCACGCAAUCGAUGCUGGCGUCGAGGGGGCACGUAAACAGGGCGUUUCUACCCCAAAGGUCUCAGAGGAGACGAAGAGUGGGCUACCAGGCCCGAAAAAUGACGCAAUCGCUUUUCAGAAUAUCGAUCAACAAUCCAACCAUACUGAUAAGGCAACGGAAGAGGCCAUCCUAGAAGCAAAACGGCUGAGCGCUAUGAUUGCAUCUCAAGACGUACAGGGAUCUUGUCAACAAUUCGCCGAAAUUUCUCAAUCCAUAGAGGCGCGUCAAUUGACUGAUGAGACAAAGAAAUCAUCGACGCAGCCUACGAAAUCCACCCAACAACCGGAAAUCUCAGCCCCGGCGGGCAUGAUGGAGAAUCAACUGCUAACCACCGACUCGAAAAGCCCAUCAUCAAGUCCUACGUCAGAAGACGCAACCCCCUCUUUGGCCCUUCACGGUGCUUUAGUCAUGGUGGAUGACGAUGGUGCCCAGAGUGAGAAAGGAAUCAUAAAAUCACGACCUACGUGGGAUUAUCUCUUGCAGGUCGAACCACCGUCUACUCGCUCCACCGGAUGGAUGCUAUUUCGAAAGUACUCGGACUUCCAAUCUCUCCAUGAAAUGCUAGUGACGGUGUCACGUUUGAACCAAAUAACGAGCUUCUCUGGACGAUUUCCAACCUUGCCCGCCUGGAAAGGCCAAACCCGAAAGGCGCUUGCGCGAGACCUGGAGCAAUAUCUACAGCAUGCCUUGAAGCAUGAACUCCUUGCGGAAACAGACCGAAUGCGGCGAUUUUUAGAAAAGGACGCGGGAACCAGUGAGGUCCCCUCUGUCAAACCGGGAUUUUCUUUCCCGAGCCAGAGUGCAUUCGAAAACAUGGGCAAAGGGGUCUUAGGAGCACUCACCAAUGCCCCUAAAGGUGUGGCCGGAGGUAGCAGGGCGGUCUUCGACGGUGUGACCGGGGUCUUUGGAGGUGUUGGACAUAGCAGAAAGCCAACAAAUAGCGACCGGCUGUCCCAUCAUCAGAAAACGCUGUCACAAUCAGAGCGGGAACUUCCAAGCAACUCUAGCUCCACGGGCGACUCGAGUCGCAUCGAUUCUUCUCCAGCGGAACAUAGGCUGGAAGAUCACUCGACCUCGUCUCGGACUAGCGAAGAAGAGCGCUCGGCCCGGGUCUCGCCGCCAACGAUUUCCUCACUAGGCAUGACAACGGAGGCAAGUCCGAAGGCACCACCUGUGAGUGGUUCUGGCAAUAGUAUGAAUCAAGUUGUGAGUGAGCAGGAUGCAUGGACCUCGGGGUCGACACCAGUGCAGCCUGAGAACCGGAAAUCGUUUGAGUCGAUCGGCCACGUUGAAGCAGUUGAGGUCAAAGAUGACUCGGCCUUGGCAUUAUUGAAGCCAGCGGACGAGACCAAGUUGACAGGGGAAACGGGCUCUGGCUCACAAGGCGUGCGCCGACAACGGCAACCUAUCACCGCGGAUGAGACUCAAAUCGCAGUCGAGCUGAUUUUUGCCGUGAUCAACGAACUCUAUACUCUUUCAUCUGCAUGGAUUAUUCGUCGGACCUUACUGAAUGCCGCCAAAACGUACAUUCUUCGUCCUGGAAGUCCCACUCUCGAGACAAUCCGGGAGUUGCUGCAAAAUUCCAUGAUCGAAAGCCACACCUCGGAUGAUGCCGUUGGAGAAUAUCUAAAAAAGCUGCGAGAGAAUGCUCUGCCGACAGAUGAUGAGUUAAGGGCCUGGCCUCCCGCGCCAAGCGAACAGGAAAAGGCGCAGCUGCGCGAUAAAGCACGUCGGCUGUUCGUUCAGAGAGGAAUUCCCCAGGCACUGACAAGUGUCAUGGGUGCAGCGGCCAGCCGGGAGGCGCUUGAGAAGAUCUUUGACAGCCUACAGGUGCAAAAGGUUGCACGAGGGUUUAUAUUCUCCGUGCUUCUUCAGGGUUUACGGGUUUUGACACUGUGA
Molecule: messenger RNA, 2361 nt
Organism: Penicillium maclennaniae
Lineage: Eukaryota; Fungi; Ascomycota; Eurotiomycetes; Eurotiales; Aspergillaceae
Exons: 1
Coding region: 1-2361 (786 amino acids)
Cellular component (GO): intracellular membrane-bounded organelle
Molecular function (GO): phosphatidylinositol binding
Source: RefSeq, a predicted model, not a curated record